AUCCUAAUUGCGAAAUGGCCAAGCGCACUAAGAAGGUUGGAAUCACCGGAAAGUACGGUACCCGUUAUGGUGCCUCCCUCAGAAAGCAGGUGAAGAAGAUGGAAAUCACCCAGCACGCCAAGUACACCUGUACUUUCUGCGGUAAGGACGCCGUCAAGCGUACUGCCGUUGGUAUCUGGAAGUGCAAGGGCUGCAAGAAGACCAUGGCCGGUGGUGCCUACACCGUCUCGACCACUGCUGCUGCCACUGUCCGCUCCACUGUCCGUCGUCUCCGCGAGUUGGCCGAGAUCUAAGCACCUUAAUGCUUUUCUCUUUGUCUGCCAAUCGCUUAUGUGUUUCUUUUUUUUUGAUUCCUUUAUUGGAAACAAUAAGUAAAAAAUAAUAAAAAAGCACAUAAAAAACUUAAACACGUUC
Molecule: messenger RNA, 414 nt
Organism: Phycomyces blakesleeanus NRRL 1555(-)
Lineage: Eukaryota; Fungi; Mucoromycota; Mucoromycetes; Mucorales; Phycomycetaceae
Exons: 3
Coding region: 15-293 (92 amino acids)
Biological process (GO): translation
Cellular component (GO): ribosome
Molecular function (GO): structural constituent of ribosome
Source: RefSeq, a predicted model, not a curated record